CUCAUUCAGCUCGAUCGCCCAGAGAAGCGCUGUGGUUGCAGAGAAGCGCGCGUAUGCUUCGCUUACAGACAGUUUAAACAGGAUGUAGCGACUGAGAGAGAUCACGGAAAGAGAGAGACUGAGAGGAAAAACACGGGUCAAAUUGUGUGAUGUGACAAACGGCAGACAGACAGAAAUGACCACCUCAGCGGAGGAGAGGACGAAGACAAGAGGAGUCCCGGUGAGGAGGCACCUCACCGCCGCUGGCAGGUCUUGACGGCUGCUCCCGGUGACCUGAGAGAGCCAAGCAGUCGCAGUGAGCAGCAGGGCUUACCCACGCUGAAAAACACAGCACAACCGGAACAGUCCACCUCAACCUUGAGAGCGACCAUGGCGAGCCUGAGCGACUGCUGUGUGAAGGUUGCUUUGAGGAUUCGUCCUCAGAUGGCCAAGGAGAAGAUCGAGGGCUGCCACGUGUGCACGCUGGUCACACCCGGAGAACCGCAGGUCCUCCUGGGAAAGGACAAGGCCUUCACAUACGACUUUGUGUUUGAUAUAGACUCAGAGCAGCAGCACAUCUAUCAGACUUGUGUGUACAAGCUCAUCGAAGGCUGCUUCGAGGGCUACAACGCAACUGUCUUUGCUUAUGGGCAGACGGGCUCAGGGAAGACCUACACCAUGGGGACCGGUUUUGAUGUGAGUCUAAGCCUGCAGGACCAGGGCAUCAUUCCACGGGCUGUUCACCAUCUGUUUAAAGGCAUCCAGAGCAGGAGGGAGCGUGCCCAGGUGACCGGCACCCAGCCCCCCGAGUUUAAAGUCAGCGCCCAGUUUUUGGAGUUGUACAAUGAGGAGAUCCUGGACUUGUUUGAUGGAGGCAGAGAUCCCGAGAGUCGCAGCAGGAAGUCCAACAUAAAAAUCCACGAGGACGCCAACGGCAGCAUCUACACCACAGGAGUCACUUCCAGGCUGGUGCAGUCAGAGGAGGAGCUGCUGCAGUGCCUGAAGCUCGGGGCUCUGUCCCGUACCACAGCCAGCACGCAGAUGAACGCACAAAGCUCCCGCUCACACGCCAUCUUCACCAUCAAUCUCUGUCAGAUGAGGGUUUUUCAGCAGCAGCAAAUGAAUGGAGGAGGAGAGAACGGCGAGGUGAACGGUGUAGACUCCCCCCCUAUUGGCCAGCCAGAGUACGAGACUCUGAUGGCCAAGUUUCACUUCGUGGACCUGGCUGGCUCAGAGAGGCUCAAACGCACGGGGGCCACCGGAGAAAGGGCCCGAGAGGGAAUCUCUAUUAACUGUGGACUGCUGGCUCUUGGUAACGUGAUAAGCGCUUUAGGUGACCAGGCCAAGAAAGCGGGACACGUCCCAUACAGAGACUCCAAACUUACCCGACUGUUACAGGACUCGCUGGGAGGCAACAGCCGCACAGUCAUGAUCGCCUGCGUCAGCCCAUCAGACCGGGACUUCAUGGAGACGCUGAACACACUGAAGUACGCCAACCGUGCACGAAACAUCAAGAACAAGGUAGUGGUGAACCAAGACAAGACCAGCCAGCAGAUUAACGCCCUGCGUGCGGAGGUAGCCCGGCUCCAGAUGGAGCUGAUGGAAUACAAGGCGGGAAAGCGUGUGGCGGGUGAGGAAGGUUCAGAAGGCUACAGCGACCUGUACCAGGAGAACACCAUGCUGCAGAGAGAAAACGACUCGCUGCGCCUGAGAGUAAAGGCAAUGCAGGAGACCAUCGAUCACCUCAACACACGGGUGACACAUCUGCUGGCCAAUGAGGUCAGCACUCUGCUCACCAAGUCAAGUGAAGGCAAUGAGGAGAUUGGAACGCUAAUACAGAACUAUAUCCGAGAAGUUGAAGAACUUAGAUCCAAACUCCUAGAAAGCGAGGCCAUGAACGAGUCUCUGCGGCAUCAGGUGGCCCGAAUCUCCUCUCGCUCCUCGUUCCCGGCCUCUGCUUUAAGCCCCGCCCCUGGCCACCCCCCUGGCUCCACCCCUGUGUCCAUGUCCAUGGAGGCUGAGAUGACGGACGUGCUGAGGCGCGCCAAGCUGGACAUCGAGAGGCUGAAGAAGAAGGAGAGACGGCAGAGAAGGCUGAGCCCAGAGUUGGAAAAAGGUUCUAAGAAACGAGUAAAGCUGCACUCUCAGGAAAACGGGGAGAACCGGCGGAGCGGUGAAAAUGGACAGAACGGAGAGAUCGAAUCAGAUGACAAUUACACCGAGGACAUCAUGUCUCCGCUGCAGGAGGAGAGUGGUUGUGAGGAAGAUGAGGGUGAGGAUGAAGAGGAGGGCAGGGAGGAAGAGGAUGAUUUCGACAGUGACGAGAGCCUGGUGGAUUCAGACUCUGACUCGGAUGAGAAAGCCAACUUGCAGGCAGAUCUGGCUGACCUGACCUGUGAGAUUGAGAUCAAGCAGAAGCUGAUAGACGAGCUGGAGAACAGCCAGCGGCGGCUGCUGAUGUUAAAGCUACAGUAUGAGGAGAAGCUCAUCCUUCUGCAGAACAAGAUCAGAGACACACAGCUGGAGAGAGACCGUGUGCUGCAGAACCUCAUGUCCAUGGAAAACUACACUGAGGAGAAGGCCAGCAAGAUCAGGCAGGAGUACGAGAAGCGCCUCAAAGAAAUGAACCGAGACCUACUGAAGCUGCAGGUGGCACAGAAGGAGCAUGCACGUCUUCUCAAAAACCAGGGGAGGUACGAGCGGGAGCUGAAGAAGCUCCAGACUGAGGUCAACGAGAUGAAGAAAGCAAAGGUGGUGCUGAUGAAGCAGAUGAAGGAGGAGCAACAGAGGAGGAGGAUGGUGGAGGCGAAGAGGAACCGUGAGAUUGCUCAACUUAAGAAGGAGCAGCGACGACAGGAGUAUCAGAUUCGGGCGCUGGAGUCUCAGAAGCGGCAGCAGGAGCUGGUGCUGCGCAGGAAGACCCAGGAGGUGACCGCCUUACGGCGCCUGGCUAAGCCCAUGUCAGAUCGUGUGGCAGGACGAGUGGCCCGUUGGAAUCAGGCGCCUCCAGUUACAGACUCUGGAGCGGAUUUGUCAGCCAGCACGACGGCAAGCAGCUCCGAGGCGGAGACUGCGAGGACCGUGAGUGGGCUGGUGCGCCAGUGGAACAACAAGGACAACGCAUACGGAUACAUGGCGGAGAGUGAGGGAAGUAUGGAUGGAACGCGGUUGAUUAGCAGCAGGAAGAAGCUGCAGAGGAAGCCAGCAGUCCUGGCUAGCACUGCAGCUGCAGGCAGAGCCAACAGUUUCUCCAAGUCUGCCCGUCUAAAGUGGCAAACCCUCGAGCGUCGCAUUGUAGACAUAGUCAUGCAGAGAAUGACCAUCUCUAAUGUGGAAGCAGACAUGGAUCGCCUUAUCAAGAAACGAGAAGAGCUGACAAUACAGCAGGAAGCUCUGUCACAUAAAAGGGUGGUCUUGAUGGCGGAUGGAGAAGGGCCAGAGGCCGAGGACCGCCUCCUUCAGGAAGUUAACGAGGAGAUCGAGGUGCUGAAUGCCAACAUAGACUAUAUCAAUGACAGUCUGUCUGACUGCCAGGCUACCAUCGUGCAGAUAGAGGAGACCAAGGAUGAGCUGGACUCAGUGGACACCUCAGUGGUGAUCAGCUCCUGUUCCCUGGCUGAAGCCCGCCACCUGCUGGACCACUUCCUAAAGGCUUCCAUUGAUAAGAGUUUACAGGUGGCUCAGAAGGAGGCGCAGAUCCGACUGCUUGAGGGCCAGCUGAGGCAGACUGAUGUGAUUGGCUCGUCCCACAAUCACAUGAUUCUUGACGCUCUGCGAGAAAAGGCAGAGUGCAUCCCCGAGCUCCAGGCCCUCAUCCACAAUGUCCAGCAAGAAAAUGGUUAUGCCAGCACAGACGAGGAGCCCUCCGAGUUCAGCCAAGCCUCUGACACCAGUGUGUCACAGAUGAAGGAAUCCAACAGUCAGGAUGACUUUAAAAUAAAGAUGGAGCCUCGCCUCUCUGCCCAGAUGAAGGCGGUAUCAGCGGAGUACCUCGGCCCCAUCCUGGACCCCUCUUCAAGCAGCAAGCAGCAGCACAUCACUAAGUCUCUAGCCUCAUUGACAGACAUCCAGGAGGAUGGCUUAAGUCUUAUUCCAGGAAGUCUGGCGCUCAGUGUCCCCCUCCGAGACCCUUUUCACAGGGACCGAGCGUCCCGCACCAUCAGCCUUCCUGUCAGGGGACACACUUUUCCCAGGCAAUCUCGAGGUUAUGACACGUCCCCCAUUACGAGACGGAAAUCUUACGACCGUUCAUACAGGCCUACUGAUGGCUACACUCCCCCCUCCUCCCCUCCUUUAAGGACAAGGAAUGACCGCAAUGUUUUCUCCAGACUGACCAGCAACCAAACGCAAGGUUCUGCUCUGGACAAGUCGGAUGACAGCGACUCCUCGCUCUCCGAGGUGCUCAGGGGUGUGAUUAAUCCCAUCGGGGGUGUGAAGGGAGGUCGGACGGCACCCCUCCAGUGUGUCUCUGUAGCCGAGGGUCACUCGAAGCCGGUUCUGUGUGUGGACGCUACAGAUGAGUUGCUUUUCACUGGAUCUAAAGAUCGUACCUGUAAGAUGUGGAAUCUGGUCACAGGUCAGGAGAUCACCACCCUCAAAGGCCACCCAAACAACGUGGUGUCGGUAAAAUAUAGCCCCUCUUCUGGUCUGGUCUUCAGUGUCUCCACCUCAUACAUCAAGGUGUGGGACAUCCGUGAUUCUGCCAAGUGCAUACGCACCCUCACAUCAUCAGGGCAGGUGGUUUCAGGAGACGUGUGUGCUGGCACAACCACCCGGACAAUCACCUUUGCUCAGGGCGAGUGUCAGAUCAACCAGAUAGCACUCAACCCUUCAGGAUCUGUCCUCUAUGCUGCAGCUGGGAAUAUUGUUCGCAUGUGGGACCUCAACAGGAUGCAGGGGACCGGCAAGCUUAUGGGCCAUAUUGGUUCUGUCAUGUGUCUGACAGUGGGGCAGUCUCUGCUGGGCAAAGACCAAGUCAUCACUGGCUCAAAAGACCAUUAUGUCAAGAUAUUUGAUGUGGCAGAAGGAACUCUGGGUAAUGUAGGUCCUGCUCAUAACUUUGAGCCGCCGCACUAUGACGGCAUUGAAUGUUUGGCCGUGCAGGGAGACGUGCUGUUCAGCGGCUCGCGAGACAACGGCAUCAAGAAAUGGGAGCUGGAGCAGCAGGAGCUUGCACAGCAAAUCCCAAAUGCCCACAAGGACUGGGUCUGCGCUUUGGCCUAUGUACCCGGCCGGCCCAUGCUGCUGAGCGGCUGUCGGGGCGGCAUGCUCAAGGUGUGGAAUGUGGACAACUUCACACCCAUAGGAGAAGUCAGAGGUCACGAAAGCCCCAUUAAUGCUAUAUGCACCAACUCCAGACAGAUAUUUACAGCAUCCAGUGACUGCAGGGUGAAGUUGUGGACCUAUGUGCCAGGCUUGACCCCAUGUCUUCCUCGUCGAGUCCUGGCCAUUAAGGGGCGAGCCACCAGCCUCCCAUGAUUGCCUGUCCUCUGCACACCGACCCUCCUUUCCUCUGCGACAAGACGGUAAAGAUCUGGCUGUCAAAGGUGUGGAGGAAGAGGUGAGAAGCAAAGUGUCUGUGGAUCCUCUGUCAGCCAUCUUGCUGCAACGUCAGCCGCUUCCAGCGACAUGAUGUGAUGCCGCAGUCACAGUUUCCAAGGCAAACAAGGUGUGGAUCAUGCAAAAAAAUGGUGGAUCCGGAAGUAAAGAAAUAUGCCUUUUCAAUUUUUUUUUAUCUGCCAACUUUCAAAGUGCCAUUCAGGUGUGCUACUUGGAGAUAAAUGUUGUCAGCCUGGUGAUGCAUCCGCUAAGCAAAGCUAUUUCUCACCUGACAUGAAAACAACCACCUGCAGUCUGGUACUAAAUGAAAGUGUCCUUCUGUUCUUUCACCAAGGUUUCAGGCAGGGAGAGAUGAAUCUGCUCAUGUAUCGGUUAGACUUGCAGGAUAAGGGACUGUCUCACAAACAUUGUGGCUGUUUAAAUACCGAGCACAUCGGAUAAUCAUGUGAAAUGAUCAUGGCAGUGGAUCGGUGGUCUAUGAUUGUUCUUGACUCAAACAUCACUGGAAAAUUACAGAGACUACCACUACUUCCAUUUUGCCAGGAAUAUGACUGAAAAUGUUUCAUGUUUGUAGAUUCAUUAUUAUAAUGUCUAAUUUAUUGUUUUUCCUACCUCACUUGUUUUGAACUCUGACCUGAGGUGGGAAGAAACAUUUUUACGGGUCUUUGUGUGCAAACACUUUUGUUUUCAGGUCAUUCAUUUAAUCUUCAACCCUGCAUGGAUGUGUCCUGUGUGGCCCCCUUGGCAAUCACACUGACAGGUUGAAGAAAAGAUACUGAGGUAGUGCUGGUCCAGGAGGACCUGACUGAAUCUCAUCAUCUGUUAUUUAAAAUGCUUACUGUGGUCAAAGUAAGAAAAAGCUGUGCAGUUUUCUGAUGACACGAUCGCUUUCAUUGCAGAGAUGUGCGACAGGUAUGAGACUGUGGCCGAAAUGUCUGAUUGUAAUGCCAUCAAUCUGCAGCAUGGGGCCCCGUUUUUGCCAUUUUUUUCAAUGAAGCACCAAAUCCGAGGAUCCCUACUUCUUUCCCUCUACGUUUCCAUUUAAUGUUAAGUUUCAAAAUGACCAUCCUUACUUGGAAGUCCACCUUGUUUCCAGCUUCUAAACAUCUCUCGUAAGCCAAUUUAAUUAAAGCUCAGCUCUUCCAGCUGCUUUUCAGGCAAGAUUUCUUGUGUGAAAGUAGGUCAUCACUGAGAGGGAUUCUUUUCUUUCCCUCCUUUUCUAAUCCCAGUUUUCUUCCACCCACCAUUUAGCUGCUACACUUUCAAGCAGGAAUAAACUUCCUGUGCACUGAUGUACAAAUCUGUUUAUGUGGCAGAUUAGGCGUGUGGGCAACACGCACAUAUGCACAUGCCACGGAUAAAUAAACAGUCUGAGCGGAUGUUUCGGCUAUCCAUCUUGUUUGAUGGGUCUUGGCAUCUUUCACUGUGUUGAUUUAGAGUCUUCAUAAUAACACAGACAAAUACAGACUCAGGGCUGUAGCAUGCCCGUAAACUCUGUUUUAUUAUCUUUUUCUUGUCUGACAUCUCCUAAUUCUGGAAAUGGCUUUGCAUAUAUCCAUUAUCUCCCACCUUUUGCUUAAUGCUCCAAAAAUGGCCGGGCUGCAUUUCAAACGCCCUGCCGCUCAGAUGUCUUACUGCUUGAUUAAAACCCAAUUUAUGUCUGAUAAUUUUGUUCAGCUCAGCAAUAUUUGUUCUGAAAGAAAUCAUGUUUUGCUCAUUUGGUGCACUUUUCCUUGCAGAAGACCCAGAGUCUAACGAUAUGUGGAUAAAUUGUUGGUGAUGCUUGGAUCGUAAAACAUCAUUCAUAGGAGAAAAGUUCCUAUAAACAAGCUUUCUGUUACAUUUCUUGCUGCUGCUUUGUGACCAACAUGAAUCCCAAGCUGCUUAAACCCGCCAAAAGCAAUUUUAUUAAAUUUUGUUUUGUUUAGGGGGUAAAACAUUAUUUUAACAAAGCAUUGUCUUGAAUAAUAUUUUGCUAUGAUUAGAAACUCAGGUAUAUGUUGAUGAUUUCAGUCAAUCGUUAGUCAUAAUGUGAGCUGCAAACUAGCUUUUUCAACCAACCAAAUGCCUUGUUUGUGAGAAUAUUAUUAUUUGGAACAGAAUUGGUACUGUCAGUUUGUAAAAUACUCAUUUUCUGUGUUUCACUUUUCCAUUUGACUCCCUUUACUUCUUACCUUUGUACUGUGCCAGUUUUACAAGGCACCUUCCCAGACUGGCCAAAACUGAAAGCCUUGAAGAAGAUGUGCACUGAAAUAUUUUUUUUCUUUACCAUGAUGACAUCUUUGAAAUGUGUAUACUAUGUGACAUAUGUAAGGUAGUUGUCCUGUAAACUUCCACAACAGAAGGGGUUGCAAACUUUGACCACAAGUCUUUUGGGCCCUUCACUGUAUUUCUCUGUGCCAAUUAGCCUAACUGACCCUGCUCACCAUCUCACCAGGUUCAAAGUGGUAGUUGUAAAACAAGUUUUAUCUCUUUUUUUAUUGUAACCCAUCCAGACUCCCCAUGCUUUUAGAGGCUGCAUUCCUUCGCUUGUACAUUUGCUGAAGGACAUGUGAUAUCAGUAAUACUGAUUGGUAGAUUACAUAUCUUCAAACAUUGCUGUUCAGUGGGUGGGUUUUCUGUCGUUAUGUUUCCAGUCUAAGUGAUAAUUUGCUGCCAGUCUCAGAUAGACAUGGUUAUUUUUCUUGCAUUCCAAACAACAUGCUAACUAUAAGACUUACUCUGAGCAUGCAAAUGGACCACAUGGUGCAUCUUGAUAGGUUUAAAUAUUAUUGAAAGUGAAACUUGUGUAUUAUAUCAAUUUGUUACACACAGGGGGAGAUGCUGAAAUGUUUAUUUGUUAAUUUUGAUGGUUAUCAUUUCUCCUACACUUUUUUCCUCCAUCAACUUUCCUUUAAUAUGCUUGAGUACACAACAUUUUGAACAGCCAUCAUAAUUAAAAAUGACCUUUUAACCACAGCAAAUGAAAAACCGAAUUCUGUUUCUCAGAAAGCUAGAUGAUAUUCUAAUUUUAAAGCCAAUUUAAAAAAAGGAUUGAUACAAAAAUUUUAUGGUCGUCAUGCAGAAGACUGCUUACUUACCAGCAGACAGCUAAUGACAGCCUUAGUAAGAAAGGUAAACCCUAAAAGAUUAUUGCUAAAGGAGCUGGCUCCUUACAGAGUGCUGUAUCAUUAAUGGGAAACUGAGUAGAAGGAAAAACUGUGGUGGAAAGGGGACCACAAGCAACAGGGAUAACUGCUGCUUUGAAAGGAUGGUAGAAAAGCCCAUAUUCAUCCAAAUUCACAGAAAUAAACAUUUUAAGAGUUUUACUUUUAAAAAUUAUAUUACAAAAAUAAAUGAACUUUUUGAUAAUAUUAUAAGUUAUUGAGAUGCACCUGUAUUAUUGUUUUCCAAUGGCUCCAAGCUCGUACCUCAGCCUGUUCAGCACCACUUCAUUACUUGAUAUGUAAAUACUUGUGCCAUAGCAUUUUUCUGAUAAUUACUGUAGGGAUGAAUUUGAGUUUAACAGACUUUGACAUCAGUUGGUCUCAGAUUGAUCUCUGCAAAUUAGGAUUUACAUGCACUUUGUAAAACAAACUUUUCUGCAAACACUUUACACUCCUUGUUCUAGAUGUAGAUUAAGCCAUGUUUUUACCUUACCUUAGAAAAAAAUGCAGACAUUGUAGUGAAAAAAGCACAUCUGUUUAAAUCUACUGUAGGUUUAGACGUCCAUGAUAAUAUUAUCUCCUAGGAAAUGUAAUAGUUCAGGAAAAAAAGGAGCCCCUGCCUUUAAUUUUCCUUUUUAGUAACAUCUUAAAAAAGAAAUAGCAGGGCAUAAAACAAAACUUUAUAGAUGCUCAGGAGACUUUAUAUUAAUUUCCCUGAUUGCCUGUUAAUAUUCAGCUAAAACUGUGUGAAACUGCCUACUUCACAAUAAGGAAUACAUGUUGAUUUUGCUUAUUGUAAUACUCUGAUUCAGGCAAUAUGAUUAACGCAAACUCCAAAUCUCAAGGACGCUAUAAAAGUCCUCAUAUAGAAAUGAUUUGAAAAAAAAAAAUCUUCAGUAUUCAUUGGAACAGUUUACCUCACUAGCUGUAUACUGCAAUGCAAUGUGCUGGAAUGGCUGGUCAACAAAAGCAUGGGAAGGACCUACAGAAACAUCCUCAUGUCAUUUAUCUACCUGUCAGGUAAAUUUGUAUCCUUGGCAGAUCACGCAAAUCAUUCAUAUUUAAAAACAGAAUAAAACAAUGAAGAGAUGCUUGCUGGAACCUUGCACUGUUUAAGACUCCCAGAUUAUUCUGCAAUAAGUGUUGAUUUGUAAAGUGCGUAAGAAGUAGGUAGUAGGCGGUUUUGAACACAUGGUGCUUUUAUACAUUUAAACGCGUAAUGUUCCCAGGCUAAAAAUAAGUCUCAGUUUCAAUAUUUACUGUUGGUACACUUAACAAGCUUCAUGCUCUGACAAAGCAGUCAUUUAUUGUACAGGAGAAGACCUAUGUUUAAAGGUUUGGACAAAUACAGAUAUAUCAGAAUAGAAUAUUUCUAGAAGGGAUAUUUCACUCGUUUUGAACUAGGGUUGUGUUAAAUUGUAUUCACAGUUUUGGAGAAUAUGUGAGAACUCCUCAUGAGGAAAUAAAGCUUGCAGCUGCUCACUAAAGAGUAAAUUUCCAUUGUCUAAAACAUUAAAAACCAACAUUCCUAACUGUUGAAAUUUAAAUGCUAUAUUUGUCAUUUAUACACUUUUGCAUGAGAAGGUUGUUUACAUUGUCAUUAUUGUAACAACGUCAGUGUUUCUAUGUUAACUGUGUGAACUGGAGCUGAUAAAAUAUCCCACCGCUAAUCAGUCUUUUAGGUCUCGAAUUUGGGUCUUAAGAAGACAUUUUAAUCGUUUGUUAGUGUUGUUUGAGGAUAAAGCUGGGGAACUGCGAGUAAUAAUAGAAUUAUAUUGGAGAAACAUUCAGCUGCUUCAGUUACCAUAGCAACACAGAUGUAAGGUUAAGAUGUAGUCCCUACGUUUGCAACAUCCUCCAGGGGUUAAAUCAGAUAUGUUUAACAGAGGUUCUGUGAAGUUAUUAUUGCUAAUAGUUCUCUUACAUGUAGUAGAAAGAUGUCAAAUCUACAUUAGCCUGCAGAAAAAGUAUAUCAAUCCUGAGUGGUGGAUGACUAACAAGCUAGUCAGCUGCACUGCCCUGUUUUAACUGAUUUUAACUGUUUUAAAAAACUCUAAUAAUUUUCAUAUCAGUGGGAUACAAUGUUUUGUCCACAACUUUACAAGAGACUGUUAAAUAUGGUGCUGUUUUAUUUUGUGUUUUUUUCCAGCUGAGCAAGGUCCAUGAUACAAAAUUCAAAAGCGUACUCCUUUUAUUGUGGGCCUAGUGGACUGGCGAGUUUCAGUGGCUAUAGAAGGUUUUUAAAACCUGGCAGCCUAAACAACUGCAACUCCACAAAGUAUUACAGAAAUUGACAAAACAACACUAAACUUAACAAAGGUAUGAAGUGAAAUUGUAGGCUGUUAGUGUCUGCUAAUGUAGCGUUGUAUUCCAGUUAUAUGGACAUUUUCAAUUUUAGUUGUUGGAAAUUGCUAAAAUCAGUUAGAAUGGGAAGUAUCUUCAGCUGGAUUCUGACUCUGAGGACGACAAGCUUAGAGUGAUGACAUCUUUCUACAACAGUUAAGGGAGAUAUUAUCGAUAGCUUCAAAUAACGUCACUUUUAAAAUUCCAAACUAGCCCUUUAAGCAAAAAAAGUAAAUUUGACCUAAAUAUAACAGUUGUUUGAACAACUUGAAGGUCCUGUGCUUGAGGACUGUUUAUAUUACAGAAAGAUGUUCUUGAAUGGACCCUGCUAUGAAUAGUGUUAGCUUGAAUCUCCCAUAAUAACUUCUUCCUGAUUUUCCGAGCUAAGAUUACUCUAACUGUUGUCUACUUCAGGUAAUAUACUGAAGGCUCAACUACCCCAAACAAACUCACUUAAAACAAACCAACUAUUCCAUUAAUUUUCCACAUAAAAUAGACAAGUUGCUGCCUUGUACAUUUCUGCCAACUAUGAAAUAAAUAGAACAGACCUGCUAUUGAUAUAAUUUUUAUAGAUUCAGAAUUGAGGAUAUACAGCCUUCAAGACAUAUUUCAUAUUAAAAAAGAAGCAUGUGAGUAGCCGGUGUUCACAUUUUGUUGAGAAAUUCGAAGCUUUGCAAGAUUUUAACAAUAGCCUCGUGCCUCAGCCACAUAUUCUGACUGCUUUGUGAAAACAGAAAGUAUAUUAAGGACCAUGACAAUCAUUCACCCAAACCCAUGAAUCUGUUAGAUGUGUUUUAAGGAUUGUAGAUUGUCCUUCAGUUCUGUUUUAAGCCAAUCAGUACAUCUGCCCGCUUUAUCAUCCUGGCAGAAAAGGGCUGCAACUAUCCUCGGGCCGCUGAGGGGAUGGAAUGACAUUUACACACUAUCAUGUGGGCUCUUGAUCGAGAGACUGCUUGGCUACUCUGUCACACUUUAACACACAUCUUCUCUUGCAGCUGCUUCAGUAGAUUUCAUCCAGGUUUGUGUCGCACGCUAACACAAAAUCUGACAAUGUCUGUGAAAUGUGGACACUUAGGAUAGAAAUAUAGGGUCAGAAGUCAGAUGUGCCUUCUGUUGCACAGACUAGUCCCUCUUGAGUGUAAAUGUAUGUAUAGUUUUUAUGACAAUAUGCCUGUAACUAAGCCAUGUAAAAUGAUUUGACUCUAAAUAAUGUAAAAAUAUUUAAUGAAGGAUCCAAUAAAUAGGAGUUGAAACCAA
Molecule: messenger RNA, 12284 nt
Organism: Girardinichthys multiradiatus
Lineage: Eukaryota; Metazoa; Chordata; Actinopteri; Cyprinodontiformes; Goodeidae
Gene: kif21b
Product: kinesin family member 21B
Exons: 35
Coding region: 370-5457 (1695 amino acids)
Biological process (GO): microtubule-based movement; mitotic spindle organization
Molecular function (GO): microtubule motor activity; microtubule binding; ATP binding
Source: RefSeq, a predicted model, not a curated record